Molecule: messenger RNA, 669 nt
Organism: Fraxinus pennsylvanica
Lineage: Eukaryota; Viridiplantae; Streptophyta; Magnoliopsida; Lamiales; Oleaceae
Source: the annotation of a GenBank genome assembly
AUGUACUCUGACAAGGGCAACUUCUAUGACUUCACUUCUCUGGUUCGUGAACUUGAUGUUCCAGGCGAAUUAUAUGAAAGGAAAACAUAUCCAUUUGAAUUUUCAACUGUAGAGAUGCCAUAUGAGACAUACAACGGGGUAAAUGUGCGACUUAGGUAUGUCCUCAAAGUGACAAUAAAUCGGGGCUAUGCAGGUAGCAUAAUGGAAUACCAAGAUUUUGUGGUUUGGAACUAUACCCCUCCUCCACCAAUCAACAAUAGUAUCAAGAUGGAAGUUGGAAUUGAGGACUGUCUUCACAUUGAGUUCGAGUACAAUAAGAGCAAGUAUCAUCUAAAAGAUGUUAUUAUCGGCAAAAUAUAUUUUCUUCUUGUAAGAAUCAAGCUAAAGAAUAUGGAUCUUGAGAUCAGACGUCGAGAAUCAACUGGUUCAGGUGCGAACACCCAUGUUGAGACAGAGACACUUGCGAAAUAUGAGCUAAUGGAUGGUGCUCCAGUUAGAGGAGAAUCAAUUCCAAUUAGACUGUUCAUCCUGUUUUCGUUAAGUGGCAAGAGUUUUGUCUUAUUGCUUAUUUUAGAGGGAGAUUGGUUUGAAGGCAUUAACAGUUGGCUUGAACCCAGUUUGAAGGGUGGAAUGCUAGCGAACCGGGGCUACAGCACUUGUUUAUUCUGA